AUGGAAGAAGGGUAUGUCACUCACAUGGUCAAGGCUGCUGAUGUUUUGCAUUAUAUUACACAUUUCGAUGGUCACGGCAAUUCUACAUGUAUCUAUAUAGAGCAUACUUCAGAUAUCCAAGCUGUUACGACUGAUGAUAACUCAACCAUGUCACCCGUGGAGCAAGAGAAUGAAAAUAUAGGCCUUUUUUCAGUUGAUCCUGCAUUGGAAUCAUAUAAAGAUCACUUUAAAUACAGGAUGAAGAGGUAUUCUGAGCAGAAAAGGUUAAUUGAAACAUACGAAGGGAGCCUUGAGGAAUUUGCUCAAGGUUAUUUGAAAUUUGGAUUUAAUAGGGAAGAAGGUUGCAUAUUGUACAAUGAAUGGGCUCCCGCUGCACAGGAAGCAGAAGUAAUUGGUGAUUUCAAUGGAUGGAAUGGAUCCAACCACAGAAUGGAAAAGAAUCAAUUUGGUGUAUGGAGUAUCAGAAUUCCAGAUAACGGAGGGAACCCUGCCAUUCUACAUAAUUCGAGAGUCAAGUUCAGAUUCAAGCAUGGGAAUGGAGCUUGGGUUGAUAGAAUCCCUGCCUGGAUAAAGUUUGCAACUGUGGACCCUGGAAAAUUUGCUGCACCUUAUGAUGGUGUUUACUGGGAUCCUCCACCCUCAGAAAGGUAUCAAUUCAAAUACCCUCGACCUACAAAGCCCAAGUCUCCUCGAAUAUAUGAAGCACAUGUUGGAAUGAGCAGCUCAGAACCACGUAUAAAUUCAUAUAGAGAGUUUGCUGAUGAUAUUCUGCCUCGCAUUCAGGAAAAUAAUUACAACACUGUCCAGUUAAUGGCUGUUAUGGAGCAUUCAUACUAUGCAUCAUUUGGUUAUCAUGUUACCAACUUCUUUGCAGCAAGCAGUAGAUCUGGAAAUCCUGAGGAUCUGAAGUAUCUAAUUGAUAAGGCACACAGCUUAGGUCUGUGUGUAUUAAUGGAUGUCGUUCACAGCCAUGCAAGUAACAAUAUAACUGAUGGCCUGAAUGGAUUUGAUGUUGGGCAAAGCUCCCAAGAUUCGUACUUUCAUGCUGGGGAACGUGGCUAUCAUACAUUAUGGGACAGCAGACUGUUCAACUAUGCCAAUUGGGAAGUUCUUCGUUUUCUUUUAUCAAACCUGAGAUGGUGGAUGGAAGAGUUCAAAUUUGAUGGCUUUCGAUUUGAUGGAGUGACUUCUAUGUUGUAUCAUCACCAUGGGAUCAACAUGACAUUCACAGGGAACUAUAAUGAGUACUUCAGCGAGGCAACAGAUGUCGAUGCUGUGGUUUAUAUGAUGUUGGCUAAUGAUUUGAUUCACAAAAUCCUGCCUGAUGCUACUGUAAUUGCUGAAGAUGUUUCUGGAAUGCCUGGCCUCUGUCGGCCUGUCUCUGAGGGAGGUAUUGGUUUUGACUAUCGUUUAGCUAUGGCAAUCCCCGAUAAGUGGAUUGAUUAUUUGAAAAACAAAAAAGAAAAUGAAUGGUCCGUGAAAGAGAUCACUUGGAGUUUGACAAAUAGGAGAUACACUGAGAAGUGUGUGGCAUAUGCUGAGAGCCACGACCAGGCUAUUGUGGGUGACAAGACUAUUGCCUUUCUUCUUAUGGACAAAGACAUGUAUUCCAACAUGUCAUGUUUGAUGGAAGCCUCGCCAAUCGUUGAGGGAGGAAUAGCACUUCACAAGAUGAUACAUUUUAUAACUAUGGCAUUAGGAGGAGAAGGCUACCUCAAUUUCAUGGGGAAUGAGUUUGGUCAUCCUGAGUGGAUUGACUUUCCAAGAGAAGGCAAUGGCUGGAGUUACGAGAAAUGUAGGCGGCAGUGGGACCUUGUGGACACGGAUCACUUGCGAUAUAAGUUCAUGAAUGCUUUUGACAGGGCCAUGAAUUUAUUGGAUGAGAAAUUCUCUUUUCUUUCUUCAUCGAAACAAAUAGUUAGCAGCAUGGACGAGGAAGAGAAGGUUAUCGUGUUUGAACGUGGAGAUCUGGUAUUUGUGUUUAAUUUCCAUCCAGAUAAUACAUAUGAUGCGUACAAAGUUGGAUGUGACUUGCCUGGAAAAUAUAAAGUUGCUCUGGAUAGUGAUGCAUGGGAGUUUGGAGGGCUUGGACGGGUGGGACACGACGUGGAGCAUUUUACAUCUCCCGAGGGAAUACCUGGUGUUCCUGAAACCAAUUUCAAUAAUCGUCCAAAUUCCUUCAAAGUUCUCUCCCCAGCUCGCACAGCUGUGGUUUAUUACCGAGUUGAAGAACCAUUAGAACCGAGCAAUCUAGACAAUGAUGACAAGUCAGCUAGCAUCAGCUAUCCCAGUAUCAUAGAGAAUGAAGAGAAUGUUGAAGAAACGGAGGAAUCUUCUGGUGAAACUUCAGUCGGCUCCAGCGAGACAGAAGUUAUCUAG
Messenger RNA from Oldenlandia corymbosa var. corymbosa, 2379 nucleotides. Lineage: Eukaryota; Viridiplantae; Streptophyta; Magnoliopsida; Gentianales; Rubiaceae. The record is from the annotation of a GenBank genome assembly.